GCUGUCCCCUCCAGGCCGGCUCCGCACAACAGCAGACGGCGCGCUGCCACGGGUUUCCUGGCGCCAUGCUGUCCCUUCCCGGCGACCCGCCCACUCGCUUUAGCACGCCUGGGUGAAAUGCUUCGAGGUCGCAUGUACCUGACUUGGACCCAAGGUAUAAGACCUUUUUGCGCUCCGCUUUCCCAUCCCUUGCCCGCUCCCAGUCUUUCUCCCGACCGCAUUCCUGCUUGUCAAAGGGGUUUGCUCAACAAGGAUCGCCGGGGCAAGCAGCUCUCUCCCAGGAACCAGUUCCGCCGGUUAUUAUUUUCAAAAAUUUCUAGGCCACUCUCUAUUGACAACCUGAUUGCCAGCCUCCAUCCCGGAAUCCGGCAAGGAUAUUCUCUACACCUAUCCGUCUGCCUCUCUGUCCACCUUUCAAGGUGCAUUCAUAAAUGCUCUGCCCGCCCUUCUCUCCAGACUGGUCCUACCUACCGGUACACAGCAUCCCUCCCGCCGUCUCUAGGCUGUGUCUGCAACCCCCAAAGUUGUGGUUUGCUCCGUGCGUCACCACCGCAGCCUAAGCGAGUGCACCUAGUCUUCAGUCUUGCACUCCGUCUCCCCAAAAUCCCACCCACGAGACCCGUUUAUUCGUGGGCUCGCCUGUCGGUCGACCCCCUCUUAGUUCGUCCGUCAGCUUCGCGCACGCCGUGGUUCCAAAAGAGCGGGAAAUCCUGACCAACCAUCCGUCGACACAGCGGCGAGCGGCGCACAUCAUUUGCUCAACAGACCGACUACCUUGCACGCUUCUGAGCUUGCUGAGGUCCUCUGGCCGUCCCGUCCACCGCCCGUUUUCUUUGCAUGUUUGGUUUCCGCUGCCCACGCGGUGCUCCCCAUUCUCGUGUCUGCCCGCCCAGGGACCAGGACCACCCCUGCCACGGCACCCUGACCGCCGCUGUCAUACAUACCGCACCCACCCGCCUUCUAUUUCUCUGCCCGCGCUGCUCCAAUAAUUCCAAUCGGCACCGGGUCUUUAUUCCCUCACCCCUGGCUCACCGGCCUCGCCUGGGCCAACGCCGACCGCCUCUCUCCCUGGCUGGCGCAUUCUUCUCCUGACUGGGGUGCCCUGGAGAUCGGAGGGGACUGCUCUGUGCACGAAAUCCUGCACCUCCAUCACCUUACAGCAUUAUCAUGACCACUUAUCGAAGCUCAUUGCACUCUCCUCGUUGGAGGUUCAUACUCGGGUUGCUCUCGCCUUGAUAUCACCCUCGCCACUGUCGUGAUCCCGCCGCCGUUGUCACACCUUGGGGGAAAAAAAAAUUAUAAACUCUACCCCCACAUAACCGCCCCAAUCCCCGGUUGCCCAGAUCGAUCAGCUGAGAUCCUGGGGAAUCCCUCACCGGCUCCCGAAUCCAUCCUCGCCGAUUGAUUUCGGCAACAACUACGGGCAGGUUGGCCCUUCCUACCACCACGCCACACCACCCUCCGUCUCGGCAUCCAAGACUUUGCCGCAAAUAUGCCGCGCAAGUCGGCGCCGAGCAAGAUGAAGAAGAAGGUCGCCUCCGAAGGCCACGGCCCAGCUGGCCCGACCUCACCGCCCCAGACCCCAAGGUCUUCCUCUCCACCGUCCAAGGAGAACGGCGGCCGGGCCAAGGGAGGCUCGCCCGUCGCCCAGAAGCACCAGGAAAAGCGGGGACGGCUGCCCUCUCGGCAGCGCUUCGGCACCCACCCCGCUGCAGGGAAUGGCUUUUCCUUCAGCGACUAUCAUCCCGACUCGUUCCGGCGCGAGCAGCUGUCGCCCCGCUCCUCCGCCCCGUCCUCCUAUGAUGAUUCCGACGACGAGUCGUCGAGCAGCGACAGCCCCCCUCGCUCCCACAGCUCCACCGAGUCAAUCAAGCCCAGCGUUCGGUCGCCCCGGCGCAAGACCCCCGUCCAAGACGAUGCCCGUCGCCGAGCCCAGCCUGUACGCCCGCCGCGCCCGCCACCGACCGCCGCCAAGGCUCCCUUCGUUGCCACGCGCAUCAUAGUCGAGGCGACCUUCGAGGUGUACGAGCUCGACGGCAGCGACGAUGGGCAGUACGCCAUCAUCCGACCCGACGUGAUAGAGUACGCCGAGUCCGAGCGCAGCCGAUCACGCUCUCGGCCAAGGCAAGACCAUGUUGAUCGCAAGAUCGCAUCCGACUUCCGCGCCCUCGUGUUUUCGUCGUCGUCCGAGGACGAGGACGAGGACGAGUAUAUGAAACACGUCCAGAGGAUGCGCGAGGAGAAGCGGCGCAAGCGCAUGAGCUCCGGCAGUAUCGGCAAGCGCACCAUCAGCGAGCGCGGCAGCGAUAGCGACCGCGAGGACCUCCUGUUCCAGGGCUACAUCAACGCCGCCGGCCACCAAGAGUCGGGCGAGAUGCGCCGCAUGCGCAGGAGGCUGGGCAACCGUCACAGCCUGCAUUUUCAGGAUCCGCCGCCGCCCAGAAUCGACGAGCUGGAAGAGCCGGACUCGGGCGAGGAGAUCCUGGACCUCGACGACAGCGAGCUCCUUGCGCGAGAGCUGCCCUUUUACGACUACGUUAGCAUGGAGAUCGACUCAUCUUGAUCUGUGUCCUCCAGAGACACGGAAACACAGAUCUCCAACCUUUUUUUCGUGGCCCUUCACUUUUAAUGGAGGACCUCGCGAUGAUGACAUGGGACGCAAAUGUCGACCACGCGCACCUCGUGCCCAGAAUCAAUGGGCGAUGGGGUUUACCACAUCAAAUACGUUAUGCACGGCGUUUGCAGUCUAGAUCCAAGAGGAGCGCUCCAAAUGGUUUUCGUGCACCGCCUGCCCACCUCUACCCUGUCCGCCACGGGAGAAGGGUUUCCUGCCUGUUCUAUAUCUGCCUUCUUUUCCACUGCUCCCAUCUUGGCCAAAAAAAACCCAUGGACCCGGCAUGAUUUACGACUUUACGACAGAACAUAUGACACCUUAGUUGAAAAAUAAGACUGCCCAAGACGGACGCAAAGGCAUAGAGGCUUCUCAAGCGUGGCUACUUGUAUCGUUCUUGCUCUCGGUUUCACCUUGCAUGUUCGCGUUCCCGUGUUGGCUUUGUAUGAUUUUUUUUUCCUGAGCAUGUUUUUACAACCUUACUGUGAUCUACUCGUUGCUUAUCGAUUCAGGGGCGGGGAAAACUAAACGGCCAUUCGUUGCCUUUCUACCCAUUGGCGAGUAUCGGAUCAGUCAAUGGGCAUUGUGAAAGGGGAGAUAGACAAAAUGUGCAUUGCUCUGCGGAUUGCAUUGAGCCGCCAGUUAGCAUGCCCUACUUUGAUAGCAUAGCUUCAGGGACUUGUUGCCGCAAGCAUGUCGUUUUGCGUCGUUGUAAUAUCUAUAGCGAUUUGCUGAAGUAUUUACAUAUUGUGCAC
This is a messenger RNA of Gaeumannomyces tritici R3-111a-1, 3366 nucleotides long. RefSeq lists its product as hypothetical. The transcript has a single exon. Bases 1493 to 2563 code for a protein of 356 amino acids. NCBI's taxonomy places the organism in Eukaryota, Fungi, Ascomycota, Sordariomycetes, Magnaporthales, Magnaporthaceae. The record is from RefSeq and is a predicted model, not a curated record.